Molecule: messenger RNA, 378 nt
Organism: Mesorhabditis spiculigera
Lineage: Eukaryota; Metazoa; Nematoda; Chromadorea; Rhabditida; Rhabditidae
Source: the annotation of a GenBank genome assembly
AUGCACGCCGUCUGUCAGGUGGAUGCUGUCGGAAAUUUGGUGGCCGUGUCGGCGAUGAAUGAAUCGAUUACGGAAACGAGCACGAUCAAACUGCCGUUCGCCAGUUCCUCGAAAGAUCUCGCUGCCCAAGAUGAAGAUGACGAAGAGGAUGAAGAUGAACAGUCCGACAGUGAAUAUUCCGAUGAACCUGACGGUGACGUCGCGGUGGCCGUGUCAUUUAAAUUGGCGCGAAAACCGUCGAAGGGGAAGGGCGGCGGAGGACGGAGUGCCGCUUCCAGCCGCAAGACGUCUAUUGCCUUGGACCCCGGUAAUUAUCGAAUUUCUGAGCGUAAUUUGUAUCCUACCGUACUCUCUACCUACCGUAAUUUUGCGGAUUUU